AUGGAUAUAAUAAAGAUCUCACUUCUUCUUCUGUGUGCCGGUAAUGUACUUUCAAGCCCAAAUAAAUCUUCAAAACCAUGGCAAUACAACACCAGGAAGAUGAACUCAUUACUAGAUCAGACACAACACUGUUUCUGCUACCCUGACGGUGACCUCCCAGUCGUUAACAAGCUAUUGGACUCUGAAGAUCACGGCCUGGAGCGUUUAGUCGUUUAUCUCUACAAAGCUGUCAACUCCAACGAAAUCAAGAUGUAUACUCCAAGUGCAGAAAAACAGAUGCUUAUACCUGACAUACCUUACGAUUCCAAUGAUGGACUUGUUACACUUACAAAUGAAAACGUUGAUAUGUUGUUUUACGACAAUCCCUACAAAAUAAAAGUGUACAAUGAUCGUUUCGAAACUCUAAAUCCAACUGUAGUAAGCUCCUUACCUAUCGGACUACACCAAGGAGAGAUAGAACACAUAUUGCCUGGUGCUAAUGAUGACACAAACUCGAAUGACAAAGAUAAUAGCAAUGGAUACGAUUACAAUGCUUACGCGAAUCCUCAAUAUAAUGGUUAUGAUGACGCUGAUCUGCCACAACCAGAAGCCUUACCCAUAAAACCUUUGGACUUUGAUUCAAACGGUUCUCCUGGCAACGAUUUAGAGCCAAAUCAAAACUGGGUCGACCAAAAUACAAAUCCAGAGGGCUUGGGGCCAGAUCAAAACUGGGUUGACCCAGGUACAAAUCCAGAGAGUUUAGGGCCAGGCCAAAACUGGGUCGUCCCGAAUACAAAUUCAGACGGUUUGGGGCCAGGCCAACACUGGGUAGUCCCAAAUACAAAUCCUGAGAGUUUGGGGCCAGAUCAAAACUGGGUUAACCCAAGUACAAAUCCAGAUGGUUUGGAUUCAGAUCAAAACUGGGUUGUGCCAAAUACAAAUCCAGAGAGUUUAGGGCCAGAUCAAAACUGGGUUGUCCCAAGUACAAACGUAGAUGGUUUGGGGCCAGAUCAACACUGGGUCAUCCCAAAUAAAAAACCAGAGAGUUUUGAAGAAAUUUCAGCUGUUUUGAAUGCAAAUGAUUUACAAGAUCCAUUAUUGCCCGAAUCACAAGCAUUCCCGCUGGCACCCGAUGAUAAACUGCGCUCGCAAAUCGUGUAUUCCUUCCAGAACCUUGGAGAUCUCGCAACGUCUCAGGCGGGAACCUUUGACGCAUGGUUCAAGCAACAAAUGAACAGAUUCCAACAUCCUCAUUUUCCCGGUGAUCUAAAGAAUAUAGACAGUAACUUGCUUAAAACGCUGGUUGUUAAGAUCUUCUCCGAAAAUAAAAUAUAUAUCAGUGCCAAUGGCGUGAUAACAGGACCAAAUGGAGAAAUAAUAGACAUAGCUAAUUUAGAACUCCGUGCACUGUUGUUAGGCGAAAAGAUCAAUCUUGAAAUCUUCAAUAACAGCGACAAAAAAAUUAGCCUAUUAAAACGUUUGCCUUUCCUGGAAGGUAUACUAGUCACACUGGUGUCGCCUCCACAAAUAUUAGGCAUAAUACCACUUGGUAAGAUAUAUUUAACCAAAAGUUCAAUUUAUAUGGACCAGAUACUGGGGCAAUUAAGUGCUGUGAAUAGUUCAAAGGUUUACACCAGUAAAUAUACUGAUGCAACCGUUUAUUUGAAUCCAUCACAAUCAACACUUAACCGUAUUCUCUCCGAACCAGGAAAAGUAAAAGUUGAGUCGAUAUCUUCCAUCUCAGGCGCUGGUAAUAUAGGAAAUUGGGAAACAAAUCUACACGCUCAAGCUGUUCCGCUUUCAAAUAAAGAAACGCAACUAUCAAGGUCGGGUCCAUACUGGAACAGUGGACAAUAUUACUCAGCUCCAAAUGUACCAUACCCUAACUGGAAUCCUUUGGUUGAAAUCCAGCCUUUAGGUCAAAGAAGGAAGUCAAAUGUAAAGAUUGAACAUCUUGUUGAACCGCCUCCAAUCAAAACAAGAAAGAAGAUAAACGAUGACCCUAGUACACAAAAAGAUACGAAAACAAAAGAAACAACUACAAUUGCACCUCCAGCGAAUGUGAAUUCAACAGAACCUGCGAGAAGGUUCUCGGGACCCAUUCUUCAAGGAAUGUUGAAGACAUUAAUGUUACUCCUAAAUGAUACACCAAUUAGAAGGCAGUAUCAAUCAAAACAGAAUACUACGCAAAAUUUUGAUAUAAUCAGUGAUUCUGAGUUGACGAAGUAUGAUGAGGAUGGUCCAGAUUUUAGAAUCAUUGGUGGUAGUGCUGCUACCGGUAGUGGAACCCCGGUCAGUAGUAAGGGCCGGAGUGGCUAUAAUGAAGAAAUGGCGUCAUAA
This is a messenger RNA of Spodoptera littoralis (African cotton leafworm), 2319 nucleotides long. NCBI's taxonomy places the organism in Eukaryota, Metazoa, Arthropoda, Insecta, Lepidoptera, Noctuidae. The record is from the annotation of a GenBank genome assembly.